AUGCUCUCACUCCUGUGCAGCGGCUGCGCGUACGCGCUUCGCGCACCGCGGCUGACCUCUGCGGCGCCGCCUCUCCGUCGGCCCUACUGCUGCGACGGCUGGUCAACGCUCGACGAGGCGUCGUGGGUGAUCGAGGACGUCGAGGAGGAGGACGACGAGGAGAGCUUGGCUGCCCGCGCGUGGGAGGAGGAGUCGACACUGGGCAGUGCCGCUCCGCUCGUGCGGAGGACCGCUCCUGCUGCCGCCGCCGCCGCGCUCCGCGACGACGGCGUGGUGUGCGUCGGCCCUGCGCUUGGCGCGGCGACCGCCGCGGCGCUGCGUGCAGAGGUGCUGACGCAGCUCGAGGCGGCGCGUGCAUGCGAGGCCGGGGCUGGGCCGCUCUCGUCGGUGCUCACGGCAUCGGCCAGUGCCGCGGCCGCCAUCACACGCUGGGACUUGCGGCUGAGGGUGACGGCGCCGGUCGCCGCCGGGCUCCGCGAGCUGCUGUCGGCGCCGGCCGUGGCGUCUUCGCUGCUGGACGCCGCCGGGCGAGAGGCGGAGCUGUGGGAGCUCGCGGCGCUCGAGGGGGUCCUCUUCAGCACGGCGGUGGCGCUGCAGCACGAGGGGCCCGGGUACGUCGCGGCCUCCGCGGACUCUGCCGCGUGCGGCUUGCUUGACGCCGGAGAGGCCGCGCUGUACGACGGCCGCGUGCUGCAUUGCGGCGGGCCAAACUCGUCGCCGGAGCGGCGCGUGCAGUUCUACGCCACGUUUCGGCGCGCGGCCGCGGACGGGGCGGGUUUGGGCAACGAGGCGGCCCUCUCGCCGCUCGGCACUGCGGCCCAUUCGCUGCUCGACGAGUACAGGGGCAAGCACACGCUCGGGCGGCUGCUCGACGAGGCAGAGGCAUGGGCCGAGGGCGGAGAGCGGAAGAGCUAA
Emiliania huxleyi CCMP1516 is the source of this 915-nucleotide messenger RNA. RefSeq lists its product as hypothetical. The record is from RefSeq and is a predicted model, not a curated record. Lineage: Eukaryota; Haptophyta; Isochrysidales; Noelaerhabdaceae. The transcript is spliced from 4 exons. The coding region runs from base 1 to 915 and encodes 304 amino acids.